AAGAACUGAGGCACUCAUCACGAGAUCACGGCAUUCGAUCACACGAGUACGCGCGAGGCCGCUCUGCACAGGUUAAUCGAGUCGGACGACGCUCCAACGGAGGGUGAAUGAUAUGUACGCAUGCUCCAUGUAGCUCACUCAUUUUCUCUACUUCACUUCUCGUCCUCUACUGGCUCGACAAGGCGACCGUGCCCGUCCGCACCCUCAUCGCUGUUCCCCUUCACCCUCCAGCGCACUCUUCGCACUCUUCGUCUUGCCUCCUCCUUUCUUCUGCUCCCUAGCGAUUGCUGCGUCCCGACGCUUCUGCAGCUCCUCACGCUCACGCUGAAUGAUGACGUCCUCCGUCAGCUCACGGUGGGCCAGGACUUCGGCGCGAACGCCCGCCGCCUUUGCUUUUUGGCCCUUCGCAUGCUUUUCCGGCGAGCUGAUCAGCUCGCGUGCUUCCUUUAUGUUGUCUUCGCGCACGCGCGCAGCAGCACGGAGUUCCGGUCGGUUCGCCGCAUAACGCGGGUUUUGCUAGGCAUUCUUCCUCUGCUUCCUCUCCUUGUUACGCUGAAUAGCUUGCUCGUCGCCCGCCUCGAUCGCCUGCCGACGCUUCGCUUCGCGAACGCGGUCGGCAGCGCAGAUUUCUUCUUGCUUCUCCGCAUAUCGUUCACGCUGCUUCUCAUUCCGCUUCACCUUCUUCUCUGGUUCGCGCCGCUUCUCGUUCCUCUUUCGCUUCCUCUCCGCCUCACGCUGGAUUUCCUCUUCGUCCCCAGCUUCGAUUGCCUGCUGACGUCGUUCGUUGCGUCGAUGCUGCCGCUCCAAGUCUGCCGCCUGGUUCGCGCGCUGAUGCAGGAUAGAGCGCCGGUGGGCAGGCUCCAGAGUAGCCAAGGUCUCAUCAUCGAACUUUCUCCCGCCCUUGUUCCGGGGGCGCUCUGGUUCUCGCGUUUCUUGCGAGGAGGAAGCCAUCGUGUUCUCCAAUUGUCAUCAAAGCUUUGCUUGGGUAUUGUCCGCUGAGGCUUUCGCCAGAGGAAGUGAAAGUGUGUAGGCUCCCUCUUGGAUAAUCGUCAAGCCGGCAGAAACUGCUGUUCUGAAGGUAAGAAAAGGUGUUUGUGCAGCGUCGAGAGUGAGGAGUAUAACAAAUAGGCCAGCUCCGUGAAUGAGCGUCAGUGAC
Molecule: messenger RNA, 1156 nt
Organism: Neohortaea acidophila
Lineage: Eukaryota; Fungi; Ascomycota; Dothideomycetes; Mycosphaerellales; Teratosphaeriaceae
Exons: 1
Coding region: 121-999 (292 amino acids)
Source: RefSeq, a predicted model, not a curated record